ACGGCGCUCUCACUGCACCAACUCGAACUCUCUCCCAAAAUGCCGUCUUUCAUCGACGGCCCCACCUUGCGCGCGCUGCUCCGGCCGUCCACCAAUGGGCGCCGGACGAAGAUCUCGGACAGCGGUGGCGGCAGCGGCGGCGGCGGCGGGAUCUUCAAGAUGUUCAAGCUCAUGCCCAUGCUCUCCUCCGGGUGCAAGAUGGUGGCGCUGCUCGGCAAGCACAACCGCGCGCUCCUAGCCGACCACGCCACGACGGUGACGCUGUUCGGGCACCGGCGCGGGCGCGUGAGCCUGGCGAUCCACGAGGACACCCGCGCGCCGCCGCUGUUCCUGAUCGAGCUGCCCAUGCUGACGAGCGCGCUGCACCGGGAGAUCUCGUCCGGGGUGGUGAAGCUGGCGCUGGAGAGCGACACCCGCAGCGCGCGCCGCCGGCUCGUGGAGGAGUACGUCUGGGCCGUCUACUGCAACGGCCGCAAGGCCGGGUACGCCAUCCGGAGGAAGGAGGCCUCCGACGACGAGCGCCACGUGCUGCGCCUGCUGCGCGGCGUGUCCAUGGGCGCCGGCGUGCUCCCGGCGGCCCCCGAGAAGGAGGGCGGCGUGCCCGCGGGGCCCGACGGCGAGCUCACGUACGUGCGCGCCCGCGUCGAGCGCGUCGUCGGGUCCAAGGACUCGGAGGCCUUCUACAUGAUCAACCCCGAGGAGGGUGGCAACGGCGGCAGCGAAAGUGGUGCCGGAGGUGGCGGCGCGCCGGAGUUGAGCAUUUUCCUAGUAAGGAUGAAAUGAGCAAACCAUGCAUAUUAAAUUACUACUACUAUAUAUAUAUAUAUAUAUAUGUUGUUUUCACUUCGUGAAUCUGAACAUACACACACACACACUCACUCCCUAUUGCACAGAGGUGUUCUAUGAAACUGUCAAUAGAUUGUUUGUAUAUAGUUUGUGAUCUAUAUGGUGUAUAUCUAUCUCCAUGUUAGAUAGUAAUGGAUUUUGUGAAUCGUGGGAUCAAAUCCAGGGUGCGAAAGAAUUGUUGUAGAGGAUUAAUAAAAAACGUUAUAAAAUUUUUAGUGUGCGCA
This is a messenger RNA of Panicum hallii, 1070 nucleotides long. RefSeq names its product protein MIZU-KUSSEI 1. Lineage: Eukaryota; Viridiplantae; Streptophyta; Magnoliopsida; Poales; Poaceae. Gene Ontology annotation, biological process: hydrotropism. The transcript has a single exon. The record is from RefSeq and is a predicted model, not a curated record. Bases 40 to 783 code for a protein of 247 amino acids.